Messenger RNA from Condylostylus longicornis, 6807 nucleotides. RefSeq lists its product as uncharacterized. Lineage: Eukaryota; Metazoa; Arthropoda; Insecta; Diptera; Dolichopodidae. The transcript has 8 exons. The record is from RefSeq and is a predicted model, not a curated record. Bases 638 to 3463 code for a protein of 941 amino acids.
AUGAAACUGUUUGGAUUAAAAAGAAAACGCAAAGAAGGAAAAUAAUUUCGCGUAAAAAUUAAGAGUUUUGUGUCCGCUUUAAAAGUUCAGAUUAGCCAAAAAAAAAAUAAAUUAAUAGUAAAAAGCCUUUAAUUUUUUUUUUUGUAUUUUGCUGGUUCGGUGGCGGGUGGCGUAAAAUAAAAAAAUUUUUAGUUUUUUUUUUCUACAAUUUUUCUAUUUCAGUCUAACAUAUUGAAAUAUACGUACAUAUAUAGAAGAUUGCAUAAAAAAAUAAAAUAAAUUUUAUUAAUUUUUGUGAACAACGAACUCUGAAGAACAAAUUAAAAAAUAUUUUGUAUAAUAAAUGGAAUAUAAUAAAAACACAUAAAAUUAAAUAAAUAUAAUUACAACAAAUAUAAAAAAAGAAAUUAAAUAAAAAAAAAAUAAAUAACAAAGUAAAGGAAAAAAAUAUAACAGAAUCCGUUCUCUCAGUAAUGAGUUGACAUAAAAAGAGCUAGAUUAAAAUUUAAAAAAAAAAUUUCAGAUUUUCUCAUUUUUUUUUUUUGUUUCUUAAACACUGCAUUCCAAAAUACAGACCUCAGUUUAUAUAAAUUAAAAGGGGACUAAAACUACAAGAAUUAGAAUAAUAAAAUUUUCUAUGAUGAAAUAUUCGAAAUUACUGCCGGGCCAAUAUAUGAUUGGCCUUUUAUUGAUAUCAUGUACCCUAAUAAGUAUUACUACCGGUCAAUCAAAUUACGCUUCCCAUGCCAAUAAUAUUGAAUAUCAGGGUAAAGGUUUACCAGAAGAAGCGACACUUGAUGGCAAAGUAACGAAAUUGGAUGAUUUAAGUCCAAUUAUAUUUUUAAAUCGAACGAAAGCUGCCCUUAAUUGUGCUGCCGGUUCAAUGCAAAUUGCUUUAAAAUUUGAUCAACCAUUUUUUGGGAUAGCAUAUGCGGAUUUCGAUAGAAAUAGCGCUUGCCAAAUACUUGGUAAAGGUGAUUUAAGUUAUCAACUUGAGUUACCAUUAAAAGGAUGUGGUACAAUUCAGGAACCACAACGUGUUUUUACUAAUAAUAUUGUGGUACGAUUUCAUCCUGGUCUAGAAAUGGAUGGUGAUGAAAUAAUAACAAUUGUUUGCCGUUAUCCACCACCUAUACCAUCAGUUCCAGCAGCAAUCCCAUUGAUUAAUAAAUUGAUUACAACACCAUUUGUGGAGCCACCAUUAAAAGGAUUUCAGAUAUUAUUAAUUAUUUGUGCAAUUAUGUUCCUGACAUUAAUGUUACUUGGUUUAGGUGUAUCGUACUAUUGCCUACGCCGUAGACCAAUUCCUGUUGUUCGACGGCUUCCAAUGUCAAUGGGUACUGGAUCAGAAAUUACUAAAAUUAGUGGUAGCAGUAUGGGUAACAUAUCAACAUUUGAAGGACUUAAAAUACCUAGAGCACAUCCUCCAGUUGCAGUUGUACAUAGUUCGUCUGGAAGUGAAGAAAUUGUUAUUUCUGAUACAAUACCAUCAGAUUAUCCAAGUGAAUCUCAUUCAGAAAUUGAAGAGCUUGAUACCAGAUCACUGCCAUUUAGUUCAGCUGCUAGUUUUGAAAAUGCAGCUUAUAUUCCAGAUGCACAAAGUAUUUACAGUGAACAUUAUCUUCAUACUCAAGAAUUACAAGCAGCAAAUCCUGUUACAACCACUGCAAUACCAAUUGCUGCUAAAGAAUCAUCUCCUAAAUUCAAUGUUCAUGUCCGUGUUAAGCAUGCUGCACCACCACCACCCCCGUCUCCUCUUACCUCUGAUACUGAAAGUGUUAUAACUAAUGUUCCAAGAAAUAAUCUUUCAACUAUUGUUGAAACUCUUGAAGACCGUGAAAGUAUUAUUACUGUUGAUUCACUGCCUCCUCAUGAAGUAGCUCAUACCCAAUUUACAUAUGUUCCUGAGAUUCAUCCGGUACCAGUUCGUGAACCACCAGCCCCAGCUCCACCACAACCUGUCUUCUCUGUUUAUACUAGAACUCAUCGCGAAAUUGAAGAACGUCCACCAGAAACAUGGUCUGAAGAUUAUCCUGAUGCCGCACCAAUCAGUGAAACACGUAGCUUGGUUUCACUCGGUACCGAAAUGACAGAUACACAUUCGCUAUCAGAAAUGGUUGAUACAACUCAUUAUUAUGAAACUCAAAGACUACCAGAGCCGCCUAUUGUUGUGAAGAGUCCGAUUGUUUCUCAACAUAAUGUCGAUGAUGUAUUUUUGAGGACUAUAACAGAAAAGAAAACUAUUGAAGAUAUUGAAACACAUAAACGAAGAAUUACUGAAUACAAAGCUAAAUUACCUCCACCAGAUCCAACAUGGGAUGUUACUAUUAGAAAUUAUCCGGAAAAACCUGGCCCACAAUGGGAAGACUUCUCUGAUAUAUCUAGUGCUUCUGGAAUAAGCUUAACUCCGAAAAUGGAAAGAAGUGUUUUGAGUCUUCCACCACGUGAUCAAAUUGUUGAUAAAUCUAAGAAAUUACUAAGUCCAGAGCUUGUCGUCAACAUGAAACCAAUCGAAAUACCACCUGAAGAUACGACUGUACCAAACUGGGAUGUUUUAAUAAGGGUUUUGGAGGAUCCAGAUAUGCCACAACCAGAUGAUACAAGUUCAGUUCAUUCUAGUUCACAUCCAUUGACAAGACAAAUAAGUUAUGAAGAUAAAACUAAAUGGAAAGAAAUCAUUACCACUGAAUCAACUUUAAGAACUAUGUUAACUGAAGCUGUUGUAAGAGAAGAUUUUGAACGUAUACGAAAAGAUACACGUUACGAAUCAAUUUUCGAACCACAAACAUGGGAUGUUAUUAUAAGAAUUUUAGCCCCAACUGACGAUGACAUUGAAUUUAGAUUACCAAAACGAAAUGGACGUAAACAACCAUGGGAUACAAGAUCAAGACGUAGUUCAUUACCAACACUAUAUGAAUAUGACAGUGAUGGUGGCUCAAGUGUACGUACAAUACGUCAAGAUCCAAUUCAACCAAUAACAUCAAUUGGAUAUCCAGUUAGUAAUCGCUCAAGACGUACAUCACGUACAUCAUCAUAUGGACCAGAUAAUGUUGAUUUCCGUUCAAUGUCUGAAGUCACUGUAGAUUUUGGUCGACCAGAUAAUAUGUCUGAAGCUAGUAGUUAUUAUAGACCACAAAGUGGUUAUUUUGAUUCUGAACCUGGUUAUGAUCGUAGAUCAUUCCAUCGUUCAAUUAGUCAUCCAAGUUUAGCAAGAUCUGGCAGUGAAUUCACUGAACAUUGGAUUGCUGCUGAUAAUAUUUCAGAUAUAUCAUCAAAUGACGAAGGAUCACCGAGACAAAGUCGCAGACUUAUGCCAUUCAACCAGAGACGUAUUCCACCACCACCACCUCCAAGACCCGGACGAGGUACAACAAUAACAAGAUCAGAAUAUCAUGAAGAAAGAUUAAAUACAUAUCAGUCACAGGAGAGAACUCAUCCGAGAGAUUCAUCUCAACAAUGGUAGUCAAAAAUACAAAUUGUAUUGAAAAAUAAAAAAUUUCUAAAAAUAAUUUAUAAUAUAAAACACAAAUUGAUAGUUUUGCAUAAAAUGCAUUUACUAUCAAAAAAAAGGAAAUGAAAAUUUUUAUUUUAAACUGUAAUAUUAUAUUAAAUAUUAUAAUAGUCACAAUAAUAGUAAAAAAAUUAAACAUAAUGUGAAAUUUCCAGUAAGAUAUUAACAAAAACAAAAAAAUACUAACAUUGAAUUUUUAUAAUAUUAUUAAUAAUUCAAUAAUAGAGGGCAGUUUUAUUAAAAAUAAAACUAAUAAAAUUACAGAUGAAAUAUAUUGCCUUUAUUGUAAUAUUUUAAUUUUAAUACUGUAAUGAUAAGAUAUUUUGUAAUAAUAAAAAUAAUUAUUAGAAUGAAGACAUAAAGAAAAAUUAAAUUGUAAGUGGUUGCCUGCUUAUACAUAAACCUAAACUUCGACAAAUUUCAUUAUUAUUAAUUUUUUGAUUUAAUAUGAAAUAUUUUAAAUAGACAAGAAAUCUUCUUAAAAUUAAACUAAACAACAAUUUUUUGUAGCAAAUAUAAUACAAAUAUAAAUGGCGUUCUAUUUUAAAUGAAUAUGGUAUAAAAGAUAUAAGAAUUUUUGAACAACUUACUAUUAUUCAAUGUAUACAAAAUAAAUACAAAAAACAUUCAAAUAUUUGUUGAAAUAUUCAAAUCCUUAUUAUUUUAAUUUGAAAAAAUUAAUUUUAAAUUAACUCAAAUAUGUAUAAUAUCACGCCAUUCUUAAAUAGAAAAAUUUUCUCCAAAAUAAAAACGAAUUUAAAAAUUAAUAAAAUAAAAAGAAAUUUAAAAAUAAAGAAAAAUUAACAAAUCACACCUUUAUUCAGUAAUUUUAAUUUUUUCUUUGGAAAUUUUAAUCUUUUUAAUUUUUAUUUUGGAAUAAUUAAAAAAUUUUUGAAUUUUAUCAAUUAAAUUGUGCCAAUUAUUUUAAUACACUAAUACUGCGCUUUAAUUAUAUAUAAAAAUUUAAAAAAAAAGAAAAAAAAAACAACAAAAAUUAAAAUUAAAAAUAUUAAAUUGCAUUUUUAUUUUGUAAAAAUAUUAUUUUAUAGUUCAAGAAAUGUUCAAAAUUUACACAAAAUUUAAUUUUCAUCAUUUAAUUAUUUUGAACGAAAAGAAAGUAAGUACACAAGUUGUUUCCACCCUAAAACACCCGUCCUCAAGUUUCAUAUUCCUGGUUAAUUCAACUGCUAUGAUUAUCACCACAAAGAAUUUUUAGAACAAGAACUUUUACUGAAUACAAACUCAAUAAUGAAUAAUUUAAAAAACCCUGCUAAAAUUAAUUGUAACGCCACCUCAUGAAUUUCGCUAUUAAUUUUACAUUUCUUGUACUAUAAUUUUAUUAAUAAAUGUAUACGCAAUAUUAAAAAUAAAGAAGAUAUCUGCCAAUAUUAAAAAAAAAAAAAUAAAAGAAAAAUUAUUUUACUGUGAUAUAAAUGAAGACAAAAAAAAUGUACCAGAAUCUUUUUAUUUUAAAUGAACAAGUGAAAAAAAACCCUGCUGUAAUAAAAUAAAAAUGUAAAUUAAUUUUAUAAAUAAUAAACGCAUUGUAUACUUAAAUAACAGCUUAAAAUGUAAAACAUUAUAUUAAAAUUAGAAUUAAGAAAAUUAAAACAAUUUUUUUAUGUAAUUAAUUUUUAAUUUUAUAAAAUAGAAUAAAUUUUAAUAGCUAUCUGUGUAAAUCAUUGCUGUGCAAUUAUUAACUGGACAAGAUUGUACAGUCGGAUAUGUAGAUUGCAAAUACAAUUGCAAAUAAAAAAUUUCAUUUCGAAUAGAUUUGAGCAGUUGUUAACUUAAUUAACUAUCAAAAAACCGACCCAUAUAUUGUACAUGCAAUAUAUAGACAUAAUGAUUCCUAAAAAUCUGAUAUUUAUCAACCAUUCAAAUAACAAUAACAUUUUCAAUAUUUCAUAGUCUUAUUCCGCACAAAAUUUGGAUUUUUUUUUUGAUCUACAAAAGUAUACAAAUUAGAUGACAAUAUAAAUUGCCUAUUUGCAAUUAAUUAUACAUUUAUACGAAUUUAUAUACAAAAAAAUAAUUAAAUAGAUAGCUAUUAACUGUUAUUCAAAUAAAAAUUUACUUAAUUUUAAAAUAUUUUAUAAUUAAAAUUAAUCCUAUAAUAAAUAAAUACUCGUCUUAAAAUAAAUUAGAGUUUAAAAAACAAUUUUUUUUGUAUUUUUAAUUUUUAUUAAUUUAAUAAUAAAUUUAAUUUUAAAUUAAAACCUAAUAAAUUUUUGGAUAGGUGGCGGGUAUUUUCCAAUAUAGUGUAUAUUUUGUGUCUAUAUUAUUUCUUAAAUUUAGAUUUUUAUUUUAUCAUUUUUAAAAUAAAUUUGUAUCAGUACCUUAAUUGCAAGAUUUAACAAAUUCAAAAUAAAAUAAUCUAAUUUAAAUAAAAAAUUGAUGAUUCAAUUUUAAUAAAAUUAAAAUGAACGAUUCUUUUUCUGUUUCUAUUUAAUUUUAAAUUUUGUACUGAAAAUUUACAUACAAACUAUUAAUUUAAUCUAUUUAAAUAUCGUUAAAGUAUUCGUAUAGAUAUUUUAUUAUAUUAAAUUAAAUUAAAUUUUCCUAAAAUUAAAUACUGAAUACAUAAUUAUUAUGUUAAUAAUGACUAAAAAAAAAAUCUAUAAUUUCAUAAUAGACACAUUUUCAUAUGGAAUCUUUAAUUUUUUUUUUGAUACUGUUUACUCAAAUUUGAAAAUUAAAAUACAAUUAUUUUAAAUAUUUUAUAUUCUACAAUUAAUAUUAUAAUAUAGAAUUUAUAAAUUAGUAUAGAAAAAUAUUAAAAAUUUUAAAUUUGUUUUAUUUCUAAAUAUUCAAUUUUACAAUCCAUACUAUAUAACAUUCCUGGAAUAAAGUUAGAAAUGGCAAUUGGCAUAGUUUAAAACUAUUUUUUUUUUUAUCAACUAAAGCAUAAUUUUGAUAAUUUGCUUAAGUUGAAUUAAAAUAUUGUCAUUUCUGUCAUUUAUUCUUAUUUUUUAAGUUUUAAUUUUUGUAUGUAAUUUUUUUUUAUUUUAAUUUGCUAAUAAAAACUAUAAAUACAACAUUAAAGGAAAUUAUACAAUAGAAAUUUAAGUUUAAUCAAAUAAUAAUAAAUAUUAAUCCGUCCAGUGAUUGUAAUUAUAAAUGCUUCAAACACAAAAUAAAAAAGAAAAUAAUUAAUAAAUUUAAAAUGAAUUCAUUAAAACUUUGUAAUUAAAUUUUUCUUAUAUCUUUAUGUGUAAUCAAACCGUUUAUAAAUAAAAAUUUCUAUUAAAAAUGAAUAAUAAAAAUAAAUAAUAUAUACAAUGUAACAACAUAAA